AUGACAAUCUUGGCCCUGGCACUAAUAGCCGGUGGAUUUGUUGGGUCCAGCGGAAACAGCGAAAAUAUAAGAGUGAAGAGACAAGUGAACUCUGGGGCUCCACUCAUCACCUGCCAGAACCUGACAACGACACCAAUCUCGAAGUACCCGCCAUACAACCUUUCCAACUUGAGCCCUGAUACAUUCAAGCUGUGUCCCGCUCUCCUGUACGACAAGAACCUCAGGAUCGAACAGUUGAACACCCUUGCUUCUAUCGCCCUUCUGGCAUAUUCCACGACAGCUGUCGGCAGAUGGGCAGACGACAUUUUGAACAACGUGUCCAUCAUCGCUCUUGGCCUGAAUGACACUCAGUUCGCCCAACUGAGUUAUUCUGCCAGUGCUCUGACCAAUUUGGGACUGAACCUCUACCACAUACCUGGUACUUUUGAAAAGAUCGUCACCCUCUACGCCAACUGGAAAACAAAGAAUACAGCUGCACUGACCACAACUUCCGUAACAGCCCUGCAAGGUGUCAUGUGUGGCUGCAACGAAACUGACCUCGGCCAACUCGUUAAUUACGAGUAA
Messenger RNA from Helobdella robusta, 564 nucleotides. RefSeq lists its product as hypothetical. The transcript has 5 exons. The record is from RefSeq and is a predicted model, not a curated record. Lineage: Eukaryota; Metazoa; Annelida; Clitellata; Rhynchobdellida; Glossiphoniidae. Bases 1 to 564 code for a protein of 187 amino acids.